Nematolebias whitei (Rio pearlfish) is the source of this 1637-nucleotide messenger RNA. Its product is annotated as EH domain-binding protein 1-like protein 1. The transcript is spliced from 10 exons. The coding region runs from base 110 to 1237 and encodes 375 amino acids. The record is from RefSeq and is a predicted model, not a curated record. Lineage: Eukaryota; Metazoa; Chordata; Actinopteri; Cyprinodontiformes; Rivulidae.
ACAGGGUCACAAGGGAGUGAAAAUCAACAACUUCAGCACUUCUUGGAGGAAUGGCCUGGCAUUCUGUGCUAUUUUACACCACUUCCACCCUAAGAAAAUAAAUUUUGAAAUGUUGGACCCAUAUGACAUCAAACUCAACAACAAGAAGGCCUUUGAUGGUUUUGCUGAACUUGGCAUUUCCCAGUUGAUAGAUCCUUCAGACAUGACCCUGCUCGCCGUGCCUGACCGUCUCAUUGUCUUGACCUACCUCAGCCAGAUCCGGACACAUUUCACAGGCCAGGAGCUAAGUGUGCUUCACAUAGAAAAGACCAGCAGUGAAUCGAGCUACGCUGUAGCAGGGAACAGGGAUGACCAAGAGGACCCAGAGGCAACAGUUCGCUACUGCACCCAGAGACUCCAGGAGGAGGGUAUAAGUCUCGACAUGAUUGGAAGUGCAAGCCCAGCAGAGACAGAUGGCAAAAGCAGUAAGGAGGUGGUUCCACCGCCGAGAUGCAAACGGUUUCAAGCUCCAGGGCCAGGGGUGGGCAAGCAGCCAGUGCCACCACCAAGGACUCAUUUUCUGUCCAAGUCGGGCUUUUCUCAUGUCAGAGAUGCUGAUUUGGUCAAGAAGCGUAGGUCCCAGCGAAGGAGUGGUUCAAUGGAGGACGCAGACAUAUCAGUGGCUGGCACAGGACAAGAUCGAGAAAAAUCAGACACUGAGAGAACAGGGGUUGUAGUGGAUGAAGAAAGACCAGAGGGCCAGGAUCCAAGUCAAUACGUGUUGCAUCAGAUCGAAGCUCUGGAAGCAGAACAAGAUUACAUUGAUAGUACUGCAAACGUGGUGGAGAGGAAACUCAGACAGUUAAUGGAAACAGGCAGCGACAAAGUGGAAGAGGAGAGACUGAUUCAGGAAUGGUUUACGCUAGUCAACAAGAAGAAUGCUUUAAUCCGGAGGCAGGACCGCUUACAGCUCAUGCUGGAAGAACAAGAUCUGGAAAGAAGAUUUGAGCUGUUGACCAAAGAGCUGAGAGACAUGAUGGCAACUGAAGAGGGUCAGAAGUCUCAGGCUCAGAAACACAGAGAGCAGCUGCUGCUUCAGGAGUUAGUGUCUCUGGUCAACCAGAGAGACGAGCUGGUCCAUAGUAUGGACACCAAGGAAAGAGGAGCUCUGGAAGAGGAUGAACGCCUGAAUCGAGGACUGGAGUUGCGGAGGAGGAAGUACGCUAAGCAGCAGAAAGAAAAGUGUCUCAUGCAGUGACUCCAUCAGGCAUCAAUCAGACGCCUCCAAAUACUGAUGUAGACCUUUAAAAGAAAAUGGUUAAAGACAAUAAUCAUAUGGCGGCAGAGGCAUUCAGUAUAACGUGACUUUGUGUGUCGAGUUGGCUCUCCGGUGAGCCAAAAUAAGGUCGAAAUAUCAUAAUUCAUCUCUGCAAAAUAAAAAACUAACACUCCAGCCUUAGAAGAAAAAACAGGAUUCUGUUACGAUAUAAUUAAAAACAGUUUCAGCAGUGAAUUGUUUAAACUAAACAAAUAAAAUAGACGACGUAAAAACAAGGUCAAUAAACAGUUGAUAUGCUUUUAUUUGUUAGGACUGUUGUAUUUUAUUUUUAUAUUUAAGCAUGAAUAUCAGGGUCAGACUUCUGAGAUGUUACUAUUUU